GCCAAACCAACAUACUCACCAAUCAGCCUCUACACCAGAUAUACACUCCAACGCAAAAGCAUGCGAUAAUUAAUUUCCACUCCAACCAAUACACAAAACACCCACCAUACACUCAGCCAAAACCCACCACGAAAGCAACACAAUGACACUCCUACCACCAACAACAACAACAACGUCAACAACCCAAAUCCCCCAACAUGUAACCGCUCUCCUCUCGCACCUCACCUCCCGCCCCGGCGUCCAAUCCACCUUCAUCCUCUCCCGCAAAGACGGCUCCAUAAUCCAGAGUACCGGACUGUAUGCGAAACCGCCAUCUCCUUCUCCUUCAAGUGCAGCUGCAGCUGCGGCGCAGCAAUCACCGCGCACAGAGACCAUCUCCGCACCUGUAGACGGAACCGAGCCGCAGACUGAAACUGAAGCUGGAACUGAGCCCGCGCCCACCGAAACGGAUGCUGCUCAACCCCCGACUACGAAACAGCCACAGCAACAGCAGCAGAAAAAAGAAGAGACAACGCAACCGUAUCAGCCGUCGCAGGGCGAGGCUCUGGCGGCGCAUAUCUUUGCGUUUGUGGCUAGUGCGUCGGAACUUAGUCUUGCGCUGUCUGGGGCGGAGGAUGAUGGGGAUGGGGAUGGGGUUGUUAGACAGGUGGAUGGUGGGGUUUCUGGGGAUGGAGGAAGUGGCUCUGGUGCUGGUGCUGGUGCUGGGGAGAAGGAAGAGGGCGAUGAUGAGGUCAAGUUGUUAAGGUUGAGGACGAAGAGGCAUGAGAUUGUUGUCGUGCCGGAUAGGAAGUUUUUGCUUUGUGUGGUGCAUGAUGCGCAUCAUGGGGGUGUUGGGGCUGGUGCGAGUGGGGGUGCGGCUGCGGGGAGGAAGUAAUUGGUAUUACUCAUGGUUUGGUUUGGGGCUGGUUAAUGGAUGUUGGUAGGUAGGGGGUGACGGUGGUGGUGAUUGAUGAAUGGAUGGAUGGAUAUACCCGGAGUGUUUUUUCGUGUGUCUUAGGGUUAGUGAUGGUGGUGGUGGUAGUUUACUUCUUUGUGUAUGUUGUUGAAUGUACAGGUUUAAUUUGUGAUUCUGUUCAUGCAGCGGUACUUCACUGGUUGGGAGAGUCUCGACCUGAGUCUGGA
Aspergillus eucalypticola CBS 122712 is the source of this 1122-nucleotide messenger RNA. RefSeq lists its product as uncharacterized. The transcript has 2 exons. Gene Ontology annotation, cellular component: cytoplasm; cytoplasmic dynein complex. The coding region runs from base 143 to 874 and encodes 243 amino acids. The record is from RefSeq and is a predicted model, not a curated record. NCBI's taxonomy places the organism in Eukaryota, Fungi, Ascomycota, Eurotiomycetes, Eurotiales, Aspergillaceae. Gene Ontology annotation, biological process: microtubule-based movement. Gene Ontology annotation, molecular function: dynein intermediate chain binding.